Molecule: messenger RNA, 942 nt
Organism: Penicillium egyptiacum
Lineage: Eukaryota; Fungi; Ascomycota; Eurotiomycetes; Eurotiales; Aspergillaceae
Source: the annotation of a GenBank genome assembly
AUGGCAUCGGCUUACGGAGAUCUGCGCCAUUUACUACCUGGCAACUACAAACGUGUCAUAACAUCCUGGCUCGAAGAGGAUUGCCCUAGCUUGGACUAUGGCGGCUUUGUCGUCGGCGAGUCAGAGGGCGAGGCCCGACUGCUAGGAAAGAGCAAGGGCAUCGUCGCAGGCGUACCAUUCUUCGACGAGGUCUUCUCGCAACUAGGCUGCACAAUCGAAUGGCACAUCAAAGAAGGCGAAGCAAUCACCCCAAUCCAGCACUGCGCAACCGUCCGCGGCCCCAUCCGCAAAAUCCUCCUCGGCGAGCGCGUAGCCCUAAACAUUCUCGCGCGUUGCUCAGGCAUCGCCAGCAAGAGCGCCUCCAUGCUCGGUGCGCUGCGUGCGCAAGGAUGGCAAGGUACCCUGGCCGGUACAAGGAAGACAACCCCUGGGUUCCGGCUUGUUGAGAAAUACGGGAUGCUUGCUGGCGGCGCCGACCCACACCGCCAUGAUCUAAGCUCCAUGACCAUGCUGAAGGAUAACCACGUGUGGGCAUGCGCGAACAACCGGGCUGCGGCGGACGGCGGUGUUGCGGACUCGUCGUCGAUUGAGUCUAUUGCGGCAGCGAUCCCCCGCGCUGUGCAGGCGGCCAAGGCUACUGGUGGGUUCUCGACUAAGGUUGAGGUUGAGUGUCGGAGUGUGGAGGAGGCUAAUGCGGCGAUUGGGGCUGGGGCCGAUAUCAUUAUGUUGGAUAACUUUACGCCCGAGGGAGUGCGGGAGGCCGCGGCGCAGCUGAAGCGCGAAUGGGCUUCGAAGAAGGCUUUCUUGAUUGAGGUGAGUGGUGGGUUGACGGAAGAGAAUGCGCCGGCGUAUGUCUGUGCCGACGUCGAUAUCUUGUCUACCAGCUCGAUCCAUCAGGGUACGGGAAUCGUGGAUUUCUCGCUCAAGGUCUCGUUGCGGUAG